This is a messenger RNA of Lachancea meyersii CBS 8951, 1080 nucleotides long. The record is from the annotation of a GenBank genome assembly. NCBI's taxonomy places the organism in Eukaryota, Fungi, Ascomycota, Saccharomycetes, Saccharomycetales, Saccharomycetaceae.
AUGUCUGACUCUGCAGCCAACAUCAAGAUAUUGAUUGCCACUUUGCAAACCGAUUUUGUUCAGAAUUUCGACUAUUAUGAAAAACUGCACGGGUUGAAGCCCAAGAUCAAGCUUCAAGACUCAAAUCCGAUCGCUGAACUGAAAAAACUAUCACAGAUACUUAAGGCCCAUUCCACCAAAAUCGGGAUCGUCUCGCAUCCUGACAAAUUCCACAACAACCUAGACGCGGCUUUCAAAGAACUCCAGCUUUUCGCUAAUGCUGUGUUUUUCUUAAUCAGUCUAUUACCACUAUUCUACCAGGGCCAAUUCACACAAUAUUUCACAAGUCUGCUUGAUGCGAAUAUUCUCGGCCUUUUAAAUGGCAUUAGUGGUUUGUGUGACGACUUAAGCCAGCUUUUAGCCACACCGUUCGAUAAAUUAGCAAGUGAUGCCUCCGGUGACAGCACAGAAGAUUCAAAUUCUACUCCAGCAAGACUGAUCUCAAUUGGCAAAAUAUGGGCUGCAUGCGACUCGAUGCUGGAACUGGCCACCAUGGGAAAUCUGGGUCUGCUGAACCAGAAAAUUCAAGUAAGCGCCAAGCUUGUGGGUGACACUUUAUCUGAGGUAGAAGAAUGGCUCUUAGAACCGCGAGUUGAAUCCGAUGAUCCGUUUGGACUGGACAGUGACUCUGACAACGACGAAAGCGGCAGCACUAGCGAAACUGAGCCUCAAGAGGCACCCAAGGAAAUGAUACAAUUUGUUCAAGACUGGCAAUCAAAAUUAAAGAUGAUUCGUCUGCUGCUGCAGUCGUUUUCCAAAUCGAUUGCCUCGAAUGACUACAAAAACAAGGAGCCCACGGCUUCGCAGCUCGAUAAACUCAACGAGCUUCACAAACGCAUUGUGGCGGAGAUCGACGAAUUGGUGUCCUCCACUUUUAUGGCAGGUCAAGAUUUCGACGCCGAAGACGAGGAGAUUCAGGACUUGAAGUUGCAACUGAACACCGCUGUGCGAGAGAUGGCCAUAAUCAUCAAGGCCUUGAACAAGGAUGACGAAAAGAAGGGCAAGUGGAUACAAGUUUGGUAUAACAAGUACUUUAGCUAG